CACAAUGAAGCAGGGAGUUUCGUUCUGUCUCCCUUAAGAGGAGGCUGGGGCAGAAGCAACCUCACAGGUGUGAGUGGAGCAGCCACUGCUCCUGGGAUCACAGAAUGCAGCAAUGGCAUCUUCUGGUGGUCUCCUUCCUCCUUUCUCCAGUUCCAGCAAGUGCAAUAAAAGAACUCCCUAAAGCCAAGAAAUAUGAAGUGGUUUAUCCCAUAAGACUUCAUCCACUGCAUAAAAGAGAGACUAAAGAGCCAGAGCCAAAGGAAACAUUUGAAACUGAGCUAAGAUACAAAAUGACAGUAAACGGAAAGAUUGCUGUGCUGUAUCUGAAGAAGAACAACAAGCUCCUUGCACCAGACUACUCAGAAACAUACUAUAAUUCCAGUGGAGACAAAGUUACCACAAGCCCACAAAUCAUGGAUAGCUGUUACUACCAAGGACACAUCAUAAAUGAGAAAGUUUCUGCAGCCAGCAUCAGCACAUGUCAAGGGCUAAGGGGUUACUUCAGUCAAGGUGAUGAAAAGUAUUUUAUCGAACCUUUGAGCUCGGAGAACUUGGAUGAACAGGCACAUGCACUCUUCAAGGAUGACCCCAAUGAAGACCAGGAGAAGAGCGACUGUGGAGUGAAUGAUGCGCUAUGGUUCCAAGGGCUGCAUCAGGGCGUGGUCCUUCCUGCCACCAGGUUGAUUAAGGUGAAUGAUGGAAUAGUUCAAGAGCCUAAGAAAUACAUAGAAUAUUAUGUGGUCCUGGAUAAUGGUGAGUUUAAGAAAUACAAUAAAAAUCUUGCUGAAAUAAGAAAGAGAGUGCUUGAGAUGGCCAAUUACAUCAACAUGCUUUACAACAAGCUUGAUGCUCACGUGGCCUUAGUUGGAGUGGAAAUCUGGACCGAUGAGGAUAAAAUAAAGAUAACACCAGAUGCCAACACCACCCUGGAAAACUUCUCUAAGUGGAGGGGAAAUGAUCUGCUAAAACGAAAGCAUCAUGAUAUUGCCCAGCUCAUCUCCUCAACAGACUUUUCUGGAUCAACAGUGGGUCUAGCCUUCAUGUCUUCAAUGUGUUCGCCUUACCAUUCUGUUGGCAUUGUUCAGGACCACAGUAACCACCAUCUUCGAGUCGCGGGAACAAUGGCGCAUGAAAUGGGCCACAACCUUGGCAUGAUUCAUGACUACUUGAGUUGCAAGUGCCCAUCUGAAGUCUGUGUGAUGGAGCAAUCACUAAGGUUCCAUAUGCCUACAGAUUUCAGCUCCUGCAGUCGUGUCAAUUAUGGACAGUUUCUUGAAGAAAAAUUAUCACAUUGCCUCUUUAAUAGCCCGUUGCCAUCAGAUAUCAUAUCCACCCCAGUCUGUGGGAAUCAGUUAUUGGAAAUGAAUGAGGACUGUGACUGUGGUACACCCAAGGAAUGCACCAACAAAUGCUGUGAUGCAAGGACCUGUAAAAUUAAGGCAGGUUUCCAGUGUGCCCUGGGGGAAUGCUGUGAGAAAUGCCAACUUAAAAAACCUGGGGUUGUGUGCAGAGCAGCAAAAGAUGAGUGUGAUCUGCCUGAAAUGUGUGAUGGUAAAUCCAGCCAUUGCCCAGUUGACAGAUUCAGAGUCAAUGGCUUCCCUUGCCAAAAUGGGCUUGGCUACUGCUUGAAGGGCAGCUGCCCCACCCUUGAGCAGCAGUGCAUGGACAUGUGGGGCCCAGGAACCAAGGUUGCAAAUACGUCAUGUUACAAGCAGAAUGAAAGUGGAACAAGGUACGGAUACUGUCUCAUGAAGAAUGGCACACACAUGCCCUGCAAAGCGAAAGAUGCCAUGUGUGGGAAGUUGUUCUGUGAAGGCGGAUCAGGUGACUUGCCCUGGAAUGGACUUACAGUAUCUUUCCUGACAUGUAAAUUAUUUGAUCCUGAAGAUAUCAGUCAAGGAGUAGACAUGGUGGCCAAUGGAACCAAGUGUGGAAAUAACAAGGUGUGCAUGAAUGCUGAGUGUGUGGACAUGGAGAAGACAUACAAGUCAGCCAACUGCUCCUCGAAGUGCAAGGGGCAUGCAGUGUGUGACCAUGAACUUCAGUGUCAGUGCAAGGAAGGAUGGGCCCCUCCUGACUGCGAGGAUUCUGCCACAGUCUUCCACUUCUCCAUUGUGGUUGGCGUGCUUUUCCCCUUAGCAGUCAUAUUUGUGGUGGUUGCUAUAGUGAUCCAGCACCACAGUGCCAGAAGGAAGCAACGGAGAGUUCAGAGGCUAUCACCCACCAAAGAUGCUAAGCUACACAAGCAGAAGUGUAGACCCCAAAAGGUGAAGGAUGUUCAACCCCAGGAGAUGAGUCAGAUGAAAAAGCUCCAUGUGUCUGAUCUGCCCACUGAAGAGCAGGAUCCUCCACCUGACAUCCUAAUCACAAAGCCAAAUUUCCCACCACCACCAAUUCCUGUUUCCUUGGACCCAAAUGCAAAAGUCUGAAGCAACAGCUAAGCCAGGGUCGAUGAUCAGAUGGUCAGAGUGGAAGCCUCGAUGUUUUGGAUGGAAAAAAGACGUGCUUACUUCCUUAUUACUAGUGCUCUUGACCCUCAGAGGUUAACAUAUUCUGGUUUGUGCUGUAAUUUGAGGAAAUUAAAACAUUUAAGAAAGAUACAUUUUUGAAAAUCUCUGUGCUUAUUUAAGUGAUCUCCUUUCCAUAUUUCUAGGGAGAUAGCUAAAGGAAUGUAUAAACUGAAAAACUAAUUAGUUGAUUUCCCCUUUGUUUUUACUACAAUGUUGACUGACUGCUCAAAUAUCUUGAAGAUCUUAAUGUCCUCAUUUGAGGUGAUUGAUGUACCCUCUAAUGAAAAUAAAACAGAACAGAGAGGACAAAACAAAAUCAUAAGCCACUGGGGGGGUGGGCAGUGCAUUGAUUGCUAAAUAAGUAGCAGUGUCUUGAUUCUUUUAAUUUGUCAGCAUAGAACAUGCAGUUUUGUUUGUUUUGUUUUUUAAAAUGUAAGCACCUGGUUCUAUGUCCUUGCUAGUCUUUCUUCUGAAAUUUUAUUCACUUGUUAUUUUGGGAGUGUUCUACUAUCCAGUAAAAUGUGUUUAUUAAAAAAUGUAGUCAUAGAUAUUUGUAUGCCAAAUACUAGCAUAGUUAAAGCGAGCUUCCCUUUCUAAAUAGAGAGUGUUUCAGCUAAAGAAGUGAAUAUAAACCAAAAGUUACACAGUGGAGACCUGUUGGCCAGGGUUUGGAUUGCAGAUGUGUUUUAUUUGGUCUAAAUCAAAGAUGUUGACCACACAGAGUUUAUUUUUUAAAACUGUUUUUGGUAUCGUAGAAAUAAAUCUUAAGUUGUGAGAUCUUGCAUAAGCAUCUAAAUUCCUAGAUUUAAAAAAAAAAUCAGAUAGUCUGUCAACAAUAUAACAACAUUGUCUUUAACAUCUUCAGCUUCAUUGACAUAUGGCAGAACCAACAUGUUUGGUUGGGUACCAAAUACCCCCUGUCUUGCUCUAAGAACUCUAAUUUAGUCUUGCUGUCUGGUUUUUGAAUAAUGGGCACCACUCCAUACAUGUUAUUCUAACCCACUCAUAAAAAUCACAAUUUUGUUUUGUCAGAGCUUUGUAAAUAGAUGGGUAACUCCCCAUUUUGUCCCUGUGGAUGAGGGAGGAGGCAUGUUGGGAAAUUUCUGAGGAAUAUUUCCCCAUUCAUCCUUUCUUCUGGCUGUUGACAUCUGGUACUGCUGCAGCUGUGCUGAGAUCUGAAGACAAGGAUGAUAUGAACAAGAUAGAGCAUGGAGAUAAACAAAAUCCAAGUGCACUUCCUAAGAUGUUAUUGAACUGGUAGAUUAACAAUUGUUGAACUAGGUCCACUUUUUACUGGGACUUCUU
Molecule: messenger RNA, 3815 nt
Organism: Apodemus sylvaticus (European woodmouse)
Lineage: Eukaryota; Metazoa; Chordata; Mammalia; Rodentia; Muridae
Gene: Adam28
Product: ADAM metallopeptidase domain 28
Exons: 23
Coding region: 105-2429 (774 amino acids)
Biological process (GO): proteolysis
Cellular component (GO): plasma membrane
Molecular function (GO): metalloendopeptidase activity
Source: RefSeq, a predicted model, not a curated record